CGCGAUUAUAGAAAAAUAAUAUCGUUUCAGUCAAUUUUUUUUAUCAUCUUUGGCUAAACCUAUCACUUUUUACUCCGAAAUAUAUUCAUAAUUCAUGUUAUAAAAAAGAUUUUAUACUCUUUUUUCUUUUCUUAUUUUGUUUUCUUAUAUUUAUUUUUUCCAAAAAAAGUAAAAAAUAAAUGCAAAAACCACAUCUAAGGAAAUUAAACGAAAAGACAAAUCAAAUAUCAAAUAAAACUCGAAAAUUUCUUGGGCAACAAGUUCCCGAUUACAUCAAAAAUUUACCAAGCAUUAAAAAUGAUCUACGACGUUGGGUUUUCAAUGUUAUAUUUUUUAUCAUAGGCUUUUUAUACGAUUGGGCAGUCUAUGCUGUACUUCAUCGAAUACCAAAUCUACAUAAGUUCCCCUCUAGUGUGGCUGGCAUGAUUGUGCUUCUUGUCUUACUUUUGAUUUCUCAUGCUAUAUUCCCUAAAUUUACCGACAAUCUUGUAAAAGUGCUUGAUCCAUAUUUUUCUUUUGCUUUACGAAGUAUGAAUAUCAUGUUUGUUCCUGCCUUUUGUGAGAUGGUAAAGAAUCCAUCUACAACAGGUCCUGAAGUGGGUAGAAUGAUUUGUAUUUUCAUUGUUGCUUAUAUUAUCGGUUUCACUACUUGCACUGUAUUAGUUCGAGUUUUACGUUUAAUCAUUUUUUCGCCAUUUUUAGGAUAUAAAGAAUCUUCUAAUGAUACAACGGUAGCGAUAACAGAAAAAAUAGAAAUGCCAGCAAAUCCUGCUUUAGACACAGAAGAAGCAGAGAUAGGUAGUCCCGGAUUUGCACAUUUACAACGUGCUUCAUCUGUGGUAACGAUACCUAUUCCACUUCGACAAUUAUCUGACGAUGAUGGCGGUUCAUGUGCAAGCACACUUACAGGAAAAUCAUCACCACCUAUUAUUUCACAUCAACAUGAUCAUCCUAACUCUCGAUGCUGUAUGAGCGAUACGAAUGCAUUAUAUGAACCUCAUCAUCAUCAUCAAAGAGAAAGACAUGGUCCUUUACAUGCUUUCGCUGUUUGGUGUAUGGAACAAUCUAAUUUUGAUGAUCUUACCUUAUUUAUUAUAUUUUGUAUCUGCGCUUUUGUCUUUUUGCCAUUAUCACAUGAUAGUCCUGCCAUGCCAUUCUUCAGACUAUUUCUUUAUUUUAGUAUGACUCUUUUAUUGUAUUCAGCUGCAAGCAGAAUGCCUGCAAAAAUGAAAAUCAUCAUUCAUCCUAUCAUUGUCACUUCAGCUUGUGUUUUAGCUGGUCUUGCUUAUUUUGAAAGAGUGAAAGGUUUCGAUAUCAUCUAUGGAGUGAAUGUCUACAAGACAGGUAUCAGCUUUAUUUCACUUGUUGAAAAGACAGACGUUGGAUGGCCAGGCGGUGGUGAUAUAUUAUCAGCUGCUAUGGAUGUUUCUAUUAUUUCUUUAGCUUUUAAUGUAUAUAAAAGCAGACCUACAUCUUUACGUCAAUGGGCCAUUAUUACAUGUUCAAUUGUACCUAUGGCUUUCUUAAUUAUGUUUGUAACUCCUUUAUUUGCUCAUGGUAUUGGCUUACCACCAAGUUAUUGUCUUGUCUGGAGUUCAAGAUCUGUUACUACUGCUAUUGGUAUUGUUAUUGCUGAAGUACUUGGUUCUAAUCAAAGUGUAGUGACUUGUAUCAUCGUAUUUACUGGUAUUACAGGUCCAUUAAUUGGUCCUUAUCUACUGAAGUUGGCUCGUGUCAAAGAUGAUGACUAUAUGACUAUUGGUAUUACUAUGGGUAGUAAUUCCCACGGUGUAGGUACUGCUUAUCUUAUUACUAAAAACCCAAAGGCUAGUGGUAUGGCAUCUAUUGCCUUUGCUAUGUUUGGUACAAUUGGUGUCAUUGUAGCCUCAAUUCCAGUUCUCUCUGACACAAUUAAGCAUCUUUCAGGAUACUCAGAUUAAUUGAUAGUCUCUAAUACUUAAUAUACAAAAAUACCCAAUUUUUUCUUUAAUCAUUUAGUAUAUAUAUAUUUAUAUAUCUUUAUAUAUUAUUUUAGAUUCAUAUUCUUAUUCUAUAUUAUAUGUUAAAACUAUUGUAAUCAUUAUAUAUCUAUUAUGUAUUUAAUAAACUACAUAUAAUUGUAAAGACAUAGACAUAUA
Molecule: messenger RNA, 2138 nt
Organism: Cokeromyces recurvatus
Lineage: Eukaryota; Fungi; Mucoromycota; Mucoromycetes; Mucorales; Mucoraceae
Product: LrgB-like family-domain-containing protein
Exons: 4
Coding region: 180-1940 (586 amino acids)
Cellular component (GO): membrane
Source: RefSeq, a predicted model, not a curated record